UUAUAAUCGGUGUGGCAGCAUAAGCAUUCUGGCGGUAAACUUGGGCAGCUGCAGCAUGCCACAGGUCCUGGGCCCGGAUCGCUUUAGAGAUUUGCAGGCCUGUGGUUCUGAUGCUGCGCCUGAGAAAAGGAAGAAGGUUUCCUUUGGUCAGGAUGUUUCUGAGGCAAGUGUGCGCAGAAGUUGUUUGGCGGAUUGGAUGGAACUUUCAGUGAACUUGGCCCCUUCUUUGCGGCAAGCUCGACAUAGAGCCUUGCCCCGGGGGCUGCAGGAUCGCUUUUCGUCAAGUGUCCGGCAUUACUUGACACAGGUCAUCUUUCAAACAGGAAAAGCAGAAGCAAGCAAGGUACCAACUGGUAAGGCGCGCAUUGCUUUAACCUUAACUGUGUGGCAGGUCCAUGAAGGAGCUGACGGAAUUCUUGUCAGAGCUCAAGUUGUACAGGGGUGUUCUGGAUGCCCAGAUUUGCGAGAGGGCUCCUUGGUCAGGCUGCUUUUGCAUCUCAAGCAUCCGGUUCUUCAGGCGCUUCAGCUUCGUGCUGGCAUCAAUAUCCAGGUUGCAGAUUUCAGCGUGAUCCAGGCGUGUGCUGGCGGUGGAGCGCUUUUGAACAAAGAUUCUUGGUGCUUACACCAAGAAAAUAUCAGAACAGGAGCCUUUGCGGAAGCAUUUCCCUUGGGCCCAUGGGAGUUGCCAACGGACGUCAGCGGAUGUUGAGUCAAGCUUCAAACACGGUAUUUGCGCAAGUCGUGGCUCAACAUGAGCGCACUUGCUGAGAUGUGAAUUCUGUAAAGCUCAAUAGUCACAGGCAGAGCGUUGCACAAUGGGGCAAUAGUUGUCCAUCUUUUACAAGAUGGACUGGGCCAGCUUUGGGGAACAAA
This is a messenger RNA of Durusdinium trenchii, 873 nucleotides long. The record is from the annotation of a GenBank genome assembly. Lineage: Eukaryota; Dinophyceae; Suessiales; Symbiodiniaceae.